CCCCCCCCCCCACACACACACACACACACACACACACACACACACACACACACACACACAAACACACACACACACACACACACACACACACACACACACACACACACACACACACCUUAAAGAACCUAUAAUACUACUUUGCAUUUUAUCCAUGCAGUCGAUGUAAAGGCAGGACGACAUUCCUGGUGUCGUUCUAAGCCCUGUUGGUGCGCCGGAGCGUGUAAAGGCUAGAAUAUAACUGUCAGCCGCUCAGCCCGAACCGGAAAGGUGACUUUCGUGCAGUAGUGUGUGUGUGUGUGUGUGUGUGUGUGUGUGUGUGUGUGUGUGUGUGUGUGUGUGUGUGUGUGUGUGUGUGUGUGUGUGUGUGAGAGAGAGUGUGUGUGUGUUUGGGUGUGUGUGAGCGCGCGUGUGCUUGCGCGCGUGUACUUGUGCCUGUUUGGAUGCGCGUGUGUGCGUGUAUGUGCGUGUGCGUGUGAGUUUGAGAUAGAGAGAGAGAGGGAGGGAGAGAGAGAGAGAGAGGUUGCGACAGGUGUACACCAAACAGGUAGCUGCGCCUUGUUUUUUUUUUCUUCCACGGGACGAACGUAUUCCCCCCUGCCUGGCCGAGAGCAGAACAGAACAACAAGUGACGAAGAUUAAAGGAUUUAAACAUUUUACAAAGGAACAAUUGGGUGGUUUUCCCCUUCCAUCUCGCGGGCUAGAGCGCGAUCUAAAGGUUUAACGCACAGACGACGCACGGCCCUUCCCCCGGAGCGUCCAUUUGGAGAUAUUGUCCUUUUGGGGGGGUGCGUUGCGUUUGAUCUACUUAAAGGGGUUACUUUAAGUUCUUGAUUGUGUUCUCGCUUCCCACCCGCUGACCGGGGCUGAACCUGAGGAGGAGACGCAGACGGUGUACUGGAACCCAUGUCCUGCAGACAUAGAUAGAGCAGUGAUCCCACCUUACAGCCCGACAUCCCCUCAGCACUGCCUUUGGGACCCCCAGGUGGAGGAUGGUAUCGCUGCUCAGAGCGCUCUCUCUCUGUCUACUGGUCAGCUCCGUUUCUGUGGGGAGGGGGGAGUUCCUUGACGCACCCCCCGGCCAUGCCUUGCUCUCGCUGGCGGAGAAGGAGACGGUGCUGCCCUGCCGUUACCGGGACGAUCCCGGGGUCAAGUCGACGGUGAUACAGGUCACCUGGUACAAAGAGGGGCCCGGCGGCCGGGACCAGAUCAUGGCUGCCCAUCAUCAGGACGGACAGACAGCGUUCGGGCCGUGGUCAGGCCGUGUGCGGUUCCAGAGCAGCGAGCCCAUGGUGGACUCGAGCCUGGUCAUCCUGACCACGGAGGUGGUGGACGAGGGCAGCUACACCUGCCACAUCAGCACCUUCCCAGGCGGGAACUUUGACCAGAAGCUGACACUCACUGUCUGGACUGUCCCCAUCUCCUCCCUGGACCCGGUCAUCCUGGUGGAGGGCCAGUCGUACCGUCUGGCCGCCGCCUGUCGCUCCGUGGCCCGCCCGCUGCCCAGCCUCUCCUGGGACACCGACCUCAACGGCCAGUCCACCAACCGCUCCUCCGACACCGGCUCCGUGUCCUCCCACUACUCCCUGCACCCCCUGCGGAGCAUGAACGGCAAGAAGCUGGACUGCCUGGUCUCCCACCAGUCCCUGAAGAAGCCUCGGAGGCUCCGCAACAACGUGGUGGUGCACUACUGGUCCUACAAGCUGACCGUGCGUGUGUGUGUGUGUGUGUGUAGGCAGGGAGGGGAUCUCCCACAGGGAGUCAUUCCUCACCCCAACGGCACGCUGGAGUUCGGGCGCCCUCUGAGCGCGGGGGACGUGGGCGUCUACCAGUGUGUGGUCAGGAACGUCGUGGACAGCAGCAAGGCGACGGUCGAGCUGAAGGUGGCCGACGAGCCCCAGAAGGAGGCGGAGCCGGACAACCUGCUCCUGAUUGGUGUGGGCGGGGCGGCGGGCGGCCUGCUGCUGCUGAUGUUGGUGGUCAUCGUCAGCGUGACGUGUCACCACAAGCGCCGCAACAAGAGGCUGGAGCGCCAGCUCACCGUGAAGGAUAAUGAGAUCAGCAACCUGGUCCGCCAGGCCUCCUUCAGGAGGGUCAACUCGGACCAAAUGGACUCAAUAGAACAGAUGACAGAGAAGAACUCCCUGAGGGUUGAGGGAACGAUUCGAGCCAGCCUGUCGUCCCUUGGGGACCAGGCUCUCAGCCGGGACAGUCGCUCCACCCUGUCGGGCGGGUGGGCCGGUGUAGGGGGGGGAGGAGGAGGGGGCGGAGGGAUGCUGCUGGACCACCUGGGUCGGCCGUCGCUGACCAACGGGUCGCGGCGAGGGGGCAGCCGGAUCCUGGAACGGGACGAGGAGAAGAGGCUCCGCGUGGAGUCCUAUGCCAGGAACAGCACCAUGUCGCUGCAGGACAAACAGAGGAUGCACCCCCCCCUCCUCCCGUCCCCCGUCCCGGUGCUCCACUCCACCGAGAUCCUGCGCACCCGCCAGCCCCGCGGCACCGACGACGGAGGAGGAGGAGGAGGAGGAGGAGGAGGAGGAGGAGGAGGAGGAGGAGGAGGAGGCAGGAUCGCCAACGGCACGCGCAACAUGCAGCCCCCGCCGCUUCGCUGCGGCUACCCGACCCGGGGCGACGAGGAAGACGAGGAGGACGAGGGUCUGGGUGGCCUGAUGUGUCCUGAGGUCCAGGGGCGGCUGGUGCACGGCGACCGCGACGGCGACGGCGGGGACCCCGACGACGACGACGACGACGACCCCUACGGCAGCGAGACCCACAGCUCGCUGAUGAUGGACGCCCAGCAAGUCCACUUCCAGCAGCAGGCGCCGCAGCACCACCUGACCAACGGGACGCUGAGACCCAAGAGCCGCUCCCCCCUCCCGAACCCCCACACCUCCCACAUCCACAAGGCCCAGAUCGUUUAGCCGGGGGUGGCGGGUGGGGGGUAACACGCCCCCCCUAGGCCCAGGGCGGACUCUAUGAGCCGCAGAGCUCUGGGCUCUGAUUGGACCUCAGAUAACCGGGUGUGUUCUGACUCCUACAUUUCGGCGGCGAUGAGACUGAGAUGAACCGUUGAAUGUGUUCCGCCCAGAACCAGGUUGUGCUCUGCGACACACUGGCUCUGGGCCUGGAAUACACCAGGCAUUGUUUGUUAAAGCUGUUCUAGGUGUCCCUCUGUGCCCGUGGUAGGUUCUAGAUGGAUGGACAGCUGGGAGGACAGGACAGGUGACCCAGGGGGCUCGUCUGCCAGGGGGGCAAUAGGCACCAGUUAUGUUCUGUGGUUAUUUAAUGAAUUGCUAAUAUGUCUGGUGCAAAGGGUGCAGCCUUUAUAGCACACUAUCAACUAACAUGACAUAAAGCCUGCUAUAUUUUUGUAUAUAUUCUUAUAUAUUUCCCUACCUGGAAGAAUCCUGUCACUGAGGGGUUCUCUAGGGUCGAGGGUGUUCGAAUCCCAGUCGAGCAGGUCCUAAGUUUGAGUCCACAAUCUACUUGUAGACAUCUUUGAGCAGUAUGGCCUAACUUCUUGCUCCUUUUUACUUUGAUGAUUUAUUGGGGAUGAAAGUGUCUACUAAAUAUACGGAUAAAUACUUCCAUGCAAACGAAUUUUGCAUAUUUCCCCAGUGAACUUCCCUCUCAUCUCACCUUCAUCCGCUUGUCCGGGGUCGGGUCGCGGGGGGAGCAGCUCAAGCAGGGGGCCCCAGACUUCCCUUUCCGGGGCCACAUUGACCAGCUCUGACGGGGGGAUCCCGAGGCGUUCCCAGGCCAGUGUUGAGAUAUAAUCUCUCCACCUAGUCCUGGGUCUUCCCCGAGGUCUCCUCCCCACUGGACGUGCCUGAAACACCUCCCAAGGGAGGCGCCCAGUGGGCAUCCUUACCAGAUGCCCGAACCACCACAUACAUUACUUUAGAAAAUGAAAGUGCCUGUCUGGCACUCUAACCAUGUAUAGCUAUUUAGGAUAUCAGUUGAUAUUGAGCUACUAGCACGGUAAAUAUACUUUCAACAAAUGUAUUUGACACACUUUUGACGCUGAGCGGAUUGGAGACCAACGGUACAUUUUACCACCCUCUAGUGGUGAAACCUGGCCAUGCAGACAGUCCAUGGUGGGAGCUGAAUCCCAAACAUACCUCUGUAAAUCGCCCUCUGGUCCUCUUCUGGGACGUCUUCACACUGCACUGAGAAAUGUACAGUCACACAGUACAUGAUGUAUUCCUCUUAUUACUAUUAGCACGCCGUAUCGCAUCAAUGCUGCAACUGUAGGCCUAACCUAUACUCUGUACUCAAUAAGAAUGGAUCUUCCCAGUUGAAGAGAGCCAAAGAUGUGAUGGAUGGUUUAUUUUGUGGUGGCUGUCAUGUUGUUACAGGCAUUGUGGUGUGUUGGAUCUUUAAUGAGUCAGAUCUACCGGGAAACGCGCCUUAAGAACAGGGACUGUAACGAAAACACACCCAGGCCUGAACAUUUGUCACGUUUACUUUGACAUACUGCAAUAAAGACUGGACGAGUUGAGUCGGAAGAGGAUGUGGAGAGGAUUGUAUUGGGACAACAAAGAAACACAAAAUAUUUACAUGAUGCAUGCCCAUAGGCCUGUCUAACAUUGUGGGAGUUUUUUAUUUUAACCACCAACUGCCUUGACGUGGUGAGAUGUCUUUGCCUCAGGGCAAAUAUGAAGUAUUAUUGUGUUUCACAAACAUUUUGAAAUGUUUUUAUUAAGUGUUAUCUAUCUGUGUAAAAAAAUGUCUUUUCUUAGCAGAUGUAUAUAGUUUUUUUAUUCUUUGGGACUAAAUGAUGUUGAUAUAGCUCGUAAGCAAUUGAAUGCAUAUUGGAGGGGUCAUUGCGCGCAUUGCCGAUAUGCGGUAUAUGUGUAAAUAUUGCCCCCUAGUGUAUAUAUUGUGAAAGUGCAGCCGUUUUAUUCCACUGUGAUCUUGAAACAUCGUUUCUCGCUUUUUAAAGCCAUAUUUUAAAGGGAUUUGUGUGGGUGUCUGAAUGUAAGCCUGUUGCUUGGUAUAAAAAAAGUGGAAAUAAAGUUCCAUAUUUUUAUUGUAUUGUAUUGUACAUUACCGGCGACAACAUAACUGUGAGCUGGUGUGUCGCAAAUCUACUGAGGGAAACACACACACACACACACACACACACACACACACACACACACACACACACACACACACACACACACACACACACACACACACACACACACACAC
Gadus macrocephalus (Pacific cod) is the source of this 5193-nucleotide messenger RNA. RefSeq names its product nectin-4-like. Gene Ontology annotation, biological process: immune response; heterophilic cell-cell adhesion; homophilic cell-cell adhesion. Gene Ontology annotation, cellular component: adherens junction; membrane. The transcript is spliced from 11 exons. NCBI's taxonomy places the organism in Eukaryota, Metazoa, Chordata, Actinopteri, Gadiformes, Gadidae. The coding region runs from base 990 to 2918 and encodes 642 amino acids. The record is from RefSeq and is a predicted model, not a curated record.